Molecule: messenger RNA, 759 nt
Organism: Seminavis robusta
Lineage: Eukaryota; Bacillariophyta; Bacillariophyceae; Naviculales; Naviculaceae
Source: the annotation of a GenBank genome assembly
AUGAGCCAAGAUCAGGCAAACAUACCGGUACCCCCCACCGGACUACAAACCGACGAUGACCCACCACCCGAGCCCAACGUUCUUGAUGCCCCCAACAUUUGGGCUUGGUACCACGCCAUUGGUAGACUACUCGAGACUGGGACAUUCCGCGAACCAAAAGACUUGCCGGCACAAGUAACGCCUUGGAUGAUGAUUUCCUCGGAAUAUCCAUUACGGAACUUCGAACGGUUGCUCGAAUUGGGGGUCACGCACGUACUCACGACCAAUGCCAUGGUACCGGAACUUUUGGAGCCCGCACAGCAACGGUAUGCCAAGUGCGGCUUUAUCACGCAUGGAUACGUGGCGGGGCGAGACCGAGAGGGAUAUGAUAUGUUGGGACAGCACUGGGGGGACUGCCUCGAGUUUUUGAGUGCUGUGCGGGGAGCAGACAACCAAAAGGUCGUGGUCCACUGUUCGGCAGGACAAAAUCGGUCGGGGUUGAUUGUCGCAGCCGCUCUCAUUGCUUUGGAGCGCAUGACGUUGAUCGAGGCGGUGGAAAAUCUGAAACGCGUUCGUGGGGUGGUGCUGAUCAAUCGCAGCUUUCGACAGCAGCUGUGCGAAUUCGCUGCCAAAGAAGGGUUGUUGGGCGACAAACCAGAGGGCUUUUCCGAUGAGCCACCAGAACCAAUCCGUUCUUUUGAGUUCUUGUACCCGACGUUGGAACAAGUUUCGAAUGAAGAAGACAACCAGGGAGACAGUCGAGAAGAUAGUCAAAGGUAG